Molecule: messenger RNA, 1002 nt
Organism: Toxorhynchites rutilus septentrionalis
Lineage: Eukaryota; Metazoa; Arthropoda; Insecta; Diptera; Culicidae
Gene: MED28
Product: mediator of RNA polymerase II transcription subunit 28
Exons: 4
Coding region: 118-825 (235 amino acids)
Cellular component (GO): mediator complex
Source: RefSeq, a predicted model, not a curated record
UCCGUGGCAUUAUUUUGGAUUCUGCCGUCUGCAGAAAAGUUUUUGAGUUGAGUUGAGUAUAUUCGGUGUUCUGUAUUGAAAUUACAACCAAAAUUUGUUAAAAAUAACAUCAAAAUCAUGACUUCAUCGACUAAUGUAAACGGUAACUUAGUCGACGAGCUUGAAGAGGCCUUCCAGUCUUGUAUACAUGCUCUGACAAAAGAAGAAUCAGCUACUGGGGUCGAUAAAGAUGAAAUAAAAUUGGAAGUAGAUCAAACAACUCUGAAAUUCAUCGAUCUUGCUCGUCAAAUGGAAGCAUUUUUUCUGCAAAAACGUUUCUUGCUUUCUGCACUGAAACCAGAUCUGCUGUUGAAAGAAGAAAAUUUCGACUUAAAGCAAGAGAUUGCUCGGAAGGAUGAACUUAUUCGGAAGCAUUACGAGAAAAUUGAGUCAUGGAAAAACUUACUUUCGGAUCAGCAAAAUUACAACAAACCCAUUCAGGCUCUUCCUCCGGAGAUGCGUGGUAAUCUGGUAGGAGGAGCCUCUGGUGCCCAGAGCAUGAUGCCAGCUGGGAUGGGAAUGUCUAUGCAGAAUUCAAUGCAAGUCCAGCAGAUGCAAGCCCAACAACAAAUGCAAUUGCUGCAAGCUCAGCAAAUGCAGCAGCAGAUGCAGUCACUGCCAAUAGGGGCCAAUUCACAGCAUUAUUCUCAGCCUGGUGGAGGCCGUGGUGUUGGAACUGGAGGUCCUGGAUUCCAGCAAAACCCCAACCUUCAAGGACCCUUAGCUUAUCUGGAGAAAACGGCUAGUAAUAUAGAUCUAGUUGGAAUGGGAGAUGGUCGAAGGUGACGCGGACGGGGCAGGGGGCGAGGAAGGGGUCGUGGCCGUGGCAGAGGUCGCGGUCGUGGAAAUGCUCCCGAGUUUCAUAGCAAUGCGUUAUCUUGAGAGAGAAAUAACCUCGGAUAUAUUAGAUGCCGCAUUUAGUCCAUACUGUAAUGUACAAAAACAAAAGCAGCAAAAAAUUAA